Molecule: messenger RNA, 1594 nt
Organism: Eufriesea mexicana
Lineage: Eukaryota; Metazoa; Arthropoda; Insecta; Hymenoptera; Apidae
Product: ras guanine nucleotide exchange factor B-like
Exons: 6
Source: RefSeq, a predicted model, not a curated record
AUGGCUUUGCCAAGUAUUUUACAAUUUGAUUGUUCCAUAGAUAAUGAGAUUGCGCAAAAUGCUACGAAGAAUUUCGCUGGAUUUUUAGGGAAAGCAUUUGAAGAACAUAAAAAGUUAUGGAAUGAAUAUUUAAAACUAAGAAAAUAUUGUGAAGAUGCAGAUUUUAACAUUCCAUUUCAAGUACUUGAAUCAGAUAUUUAUAACAAUAACAAUGUUAUUACACCUGAUACAAGUCAGGUAUCAUCAGGAAAUACAGAUGCAUUUACAUCUUCACACAACAGUAUUUCUUCUAGUUAUAAUUCUAAUAUUUCAAAUUUAGAUAAUAUUAUUUUAACUAAUAAAUCUAUUGAGAAGAAAACUCAAGAAAAUAUGUUAAUAAAAAGUCCAAUACUUAUAAAGAAAUGUUAUAGAUGUAAGAGAACUAAUCAAGACAUAAUAUUUGAGAAAUUAAAGAAAAGCAAAUCUCUAAGUAGCAAAAAUUAUUAUGAUGGAAUAGAAUGUACAUCUGUUGCAAGAAUGGCAAAAAGAUUAAAAGUUAGCACAUCACAUGAUAUAAAUAAUAUAUUAGUACAAAAUAAUAAAAAGCAGUCACAACCUAUGUCUCUUUUAGAUGAAGAAUUAACUAAUAGUACAACUCAGAAAAAGUACAAAGGUUUUGAUUUUUUAAAACCAUAUAUAUCAGAUAUACCUAAAGAAAAUAUAGAAGGAAAAUCAGAAAAUCAUAAUAAAUCUAUAGAAGAGGAAAUAAUUCAAAGUAGUCCACUAAGUAAUCAUAUAACAUCAAGUUUGAACAUAAAAAGUAUAAAACGAAAAAAUAAAACUCCUAACAAAGUUUCUAAAGAAAUAAAUCAAACUAGUCUUGAUUUGUUUAUGUCACCUGCACAUAUGUCUACACAGAAAAAUCAAUCACUUUUAAUUACAGGGUUAGAAGCACAUAAUUUUUUUGAAGAAAACACUAAAAAUGAUUGUAAUACUGAACAUUUAUACCUAAAAGAUAUCAGAAACUUAUCAACUCCAAUAAAUGAAGUUAAGAAGAUAGAACUACAAGAAGAUAUUAUCUCAGCAGGAGGAAAGAAGUACCCAGAAUCAUCCAGACAAUUGCUUGAUACUGAUUUUUCAACAUUUAAUGAUGAAACAUUCUUUUCUUUUGGAGAGGAAUUUAAAAAAAUGUCUACUCAUGAUACAAAUAAGUUAGAAGAUAUUAAACAAAAUAUAUCUGAAAACAAAAUGUUACCAAAAUUUUUAUCUGUAAAGAAAAGUCUUAUAAAUAGUUUUGAUAUGUAAAAUACAGAAAUACAUAUUGAUAAACCAUCAAAGAAAAAGUCUGGGAAAGCAAAGGUGACUAGUACUUCUUGUCGGGAAUGUAAAAGGUAUUAUGCCAAUCUUGGACUUACUGAACAAGAAAUACAAGCAAGGCAAAAUAAAUGUUCUCGACACAAAGUUAAUUACAAUAAAAGAGAAGGUACACCCGAAGGUUUCUGGGAUCCUGUAUUUGCUGAUCCAUAUACAUCUACUUUGCAAGAUUAAAAUAAAGCAUGUUAACAUGCACUUCAUUUAUAAGUAAUUAUUAUUUUAUAAAUAAUUGUAUAUUUUG